Rhipicephalus sanguineus (brown dog tick) is the source of this 1255-nucleotide messenger RNA. RefSeq lists its product as uncharacterized. Lineage: Eukaryota; Metazoa; Arthropoda; Arachnida; Ixodida; Ixodidae. Gene Ontology annotation, molecular function: nucleic acid binding; zinc ion binding. The transcript has a single exon. Bases 45 to 1232 code for a protein of 395 amino acids. The record is from RefSeq and is a predicted model, not a curated record.
CAGGGAUUCCACUUCCGGCCACCACAGUGAACGGACGUGUAAAGAUGAGCUCCCUCGGAGCGGCUACAGCGGCCCAAGGCCGCGGAAUCAGGACUGUUGAAAAGCCCGCUGAAGAUUAUCAGGUUGUUUUGCCACAUCUGCCCACAGGUGAAUCAGUUUUGAAUACCGUUUUUUUGCACGGUUGCCUAAAGGCACGGCCUUAUCGUGUAGAACAUUUCCGAGACGCCCUUGACAAGAUGUCGCUCCUGCCCGAGGUGGUUGCCCUAGGGGCCUACCAGAUGAAUCACCUGUGGGCAGUAACGUUUAAAGAUGAGGAAGGGAAAAAGAAGAUGCUUGCAACAGAAGCCAUUGCUGUCAAGGAUGAGCGCUGCAUGGUCAUUGACCCUUGUGACCGAGGCGUUCGACUGAAGCUUUACUGGUUACUGCAUGGUGUGCCCGACGACGACGUGCGAACGGCAUUGGCACCCUUCGGAAAGGUGACAGAAAUUUCACGAGACAAAUGGAAGGUGAAAGGCUGCAUGGAUAAAGGGUCAACCACACGCUCAGUAACCUUGAAACUGAAAGUGGGCGUUACCAUUGAUGAUUUGCCUCAUCAGCUGCGAGUCGCUGAAGAUGUCGCACUCGUUCACGUCCCAGGCAGAGCCCCGCUCUGCCUCCGAUGCCGCGGCAUCGGUCACAUACGUCGCGAGUGCCGUGUUCCACGUUGCGGGCUCUGUCGUCGCUACGGCCACGACGAGACCCAGUGCGUGCGCUCCUAUGCAAGCGUAGCAGGCCCGGCCCGGGGAGACGCAUUGUCCGAGCACAUGAUGGAUGCGGCUGAUUCAGAAGAAGCCACGCGAGGACACAGCGAAGAAAGAAAAAUGACGGCACUGGUAGGUUUGCACACUCCGUGCGAAGACGUUAAUAAAUCUGAGCCGAAGAAAGUCCCCGAACCCGACGCUACGGCUGAGAAGCCAGUAACAUCACAGAAUGAGGAAAAGCACGUCGACAACCCCCCAGAAGUCUCAUCGCCCGACGGGGAAGAGAACUCGAAAAUCACCGAUGUUGACAUGGCAGCAGCCAGCGGACCUGGAAAGAGGACUCGAGAAGAGAGCGAGGAAUCUUCGACUUGUGCGCCCGGGGGCAGUGGGGAACCUCCCACAAAGACUGCAGCCUCCCGACGACAGUCUUUGAAACCUGCGCCCAAUCUGAACGUUGCCCGACGGACUACUUCAAUACCGCCGGCUACAUAGCGGCGGGCCCUUCCCACCUCCCC